Messenger RNA from Dipodomys spectabilis (banner-tailed kangaroo rat), 2429 nucleotides. Its product is annotated as tyrosine-protein kinase ZAP-70. Gene Ontology annotation, cellular component: cytoplasm; extrinsic component of cytoplasmic side of plasma membrane. Gene Ontology annotation, biological process: innate immune response; protein phosphorylation; intracellular signal transduction. The coding region runs from base 227 to 2083 and encodes 618 amino acids. The transcript is spliced from 14 exons. Gene Ontology annotation, molecular function: ATP binding; signaling receptor binding; non-membrane spanning protein tyrosine kinase activity. Lineage: Eukaryota; Metazoa; Chordata; Mammalia; Rodentia; Heteromyidae. The record is from RefSeq and is a predicted model, not a curated record.
CGGCCAGCCCUGUCCUGCUUGGACCUUAGUGUUGCCACUGGGCCAGUCAGAUGAGUGGCCACCACUGGGUUCAGACCAUAUCCUGUCACCACAGCCACCCGAAGGGGUCCUGGAGCGCGAUCCCCUCCCCCAGAGUAGGCCUGUGUUGGUGUUAGGGACCAGACAGCCUUUCAGGGGCCCUGCGCCAUCUGCCAUCUGCACAUCUUCAGGGCCUGCGCGGGCGGCGAUGCCGGACCCCGCGGGACACCUGCCCUUCUUCUACGGCUGCAUCUCGCGCGCCGAGGCCGAGGAGCACCUGAAGCUGGCGGGCAUGGCCGACGGGCUCUUCCUGCUGCGCCAGUGCCUGCGCUCGCUGGGCGGCUACGUGCUGUCGCUGGUGCACGACGUGCGCUUCCACCACUUCUCCAUCGAGCGCCAGCUCAACGGGACCUACGCCAUCGCGGGCGGGAAGGCUCACUGCGGCCCCGCCGAGCUCUGCGAGUUCUACUCGCACGACCCAGACGGCCUUCCCUGCAAACUGCGCAAGCCGUGCAAUCGGCCGGCGGGCCUCGAGCCGCAGACCGGCGUCUUCGACUGUCUGCGCGACGCCAUGGUGCGGGACUACGUGCGCCAGACGUGGAAGCUGGAGGGUGAUGCCCUAGAGCAGGCCAUCAUCAGUCAGGCCCCGCAGGUGGAGAAGCUCAUUGCCACCACGGCCCAUGAGCGGAUGCCCUGGUACCACAGCAGCCUGACGCGGGAGGAAGCCGAGCGCAAGCUCUACUCUGGAGCGCAAACAGACGGCAAGUUCCUGCUGAGGCCCCGGAAGGAGAAAGGCACAUAUGCACUGUCCAUGGUCUAUGGGAAAACUGUGUACCACUACCUUAUCAGCCAGGACAAGGCUGGCAAGUACUGCAUUCCUGAGGGGACCAAGUUUGACACUCUCUGGCAGCUUGUGGAGUACCUGAAGCUGAAGGCCGAUGGGCUCAUCUACUGCUUGAAGGAGGUCUGCCCCAACUCCACUGCCAGCGCUGCAGGUGCCGCUGCUCCCACGCUCCCAGCCCACCCAUCCACCUUCACCCAGCCUCAAAGACGGGUGGAUACCCUCAACUCAGAUGGAUACACCCCUGAGCCAGCACGUCUAGCAUCUCCAGAGAAGCCCCGGCCAAUGCCCAUGGACACAAGUGUGUAUGAGAGCCCCUACAGCGACCCUGAGGAGCUCAAGGACAAGAAGCUCUUCCUGAAGCGUGAGAACCUUCUUGUGGCAGACAUUGAACUUGGUUGUGGCAACUUUGGCUCCGUGCGCCAGGGCGUCUACCGCAUGCGCAAGAAGCAGAUUGAUGUGGCCAUCAAAGUGCUGAAGCAAAGCACAGAGAAGGCAGACAAGGACGAGAUGAUGCGUGAGGCACAGAUCAUGCACCAGCUGGACAACCCCUACAUCGUGCGGCUCAUUGGGGUGUGCAAGGCCGAGGCGCUCAUGCUCGUCAUGGAGAUGGCGGGGGGCGGGCCCCUGCACAAGUUCCUGAUUGGAAAAAAGGAGGAGAUUCCAGUCAGCAACGUGGCUGAGCUGUUGCACCAAGUGUCCAUGGGGAUGAAGUAUCUGGAAGAGAAGAACUUUGUGCACCGAGACCUGGCCGCCCGCAAUGUGCUGCUGGUCAACCGGCACUAUGCCAAGAUCAGUGACUUUGGCCUCUCCAAGGCGCUGGGUGCUGAUGACAGCUACUACACCGCUCGUUCAGCAGGGAAGUGGCCUCUCAAGUGGUAUGCACCGGAGUGCAUCAACUUCCGCAAGUUCUCCAGCCGCAGCGAUGUCUGGAGCUAUGGGGUCACCAUGUGGGAGGCUUUCUCUUACGGCCAGAAGCCCUACAAGAAGAUGAAAGGCCCAGAGGUCUUGGACUUCAUCAAACAGGGCAAGCGGAUGGAGUGCCCACCAGAGUGUCCACCAGAAAUGUAUGCACUCAUGAGUGACUGCUGGAUCUACAAGUGGGAAGACCGCCCAGACUUCCUGACAGUGGAGCAGCGCAUGCGGACCUAUUACUACAGCAUGGCGAGCAGGGCUGAGGAUGCUCCACAGUGUGGACAGGGGGUGGAGGCUGCGUGUGCUUGAGUUCCAGCAACUCUGACCCUGUGAGCCCCAUGCUCAGCCUUUUCCUCUCUGCUUGCAGCUGGUCCUGGGAGUGACCAUCUGGUUGAGGUCAGCUUGGCUUCUCCCUCCCUCCAGUGGGGAUGUAGUAAGGGGCACCUGAAACCUAAAGCCCAUAGCCCCCUCCCACUUUCUACCUGGUCUCCAGACCUUUUAGGCUGGAGAGGACAGAAGGGGGGGCAUGCUGGGAAGCCUGGGUUGGGACUGGUACCUACUGAGGGUCCUGGGCUGAGGGGGCAUUCCUCACAAGGAGCCGAAGCCUAGAGUCUCCAAUGAAGGUAGCUUCAAUCGUGGGAAUAAACUCUUUUCU